Messenger RNA from Erythranthe guttata (spotted monkey flower), 592 nucleotides. NCBI's taxonomy places the organism in Eukaryota, Viridiplantae, Streptophyta, Magnoliopsida, Lamiales, Phrymaceae. The record is from RefSeq and is a predicted model, not a curated record.
AAUUACUAAUUACAUGAUACUUAAACAGAAUUCGUACAAUUAUCCACUUAAUAACGGGUCACACCGUAAUCCGAUGAAGACUGCAGUAGCAGCCUUGAUCGAAGGAGAUAAAUCGGCUUUUUACGGGUGCGGAUUUUUCGGAUUACAAGAUACACUUUGGGAUGUACAAGGUCGACAUUAUUUCAAACAUUGCACGAUUCAAGGAGCCGUCGAUUUCAUCUUCGGAGCGGGGCAAUCGGUUUACGAGAGAUGUACAAUAGCAGCAGUUGCAGGAGCACUAAAUGGAGCUCCAGGCUAUAUCACAGCUCAAGGAAGAACGGCGGCAAACGAAACGAACGGAUUCGUAUUCAAAAAUUGCAAUAUAGUCGGAAGCGGGAAAACGUAUUUAGGAAGACCUUGGAGAAGUUACGCCAGAGUUAUAUUCUACAACACGUUAAUGUCGAACAUCGUCGUUCCUCAAGGAUGGGACCCUUGGUUCUGCACCGGUCACAAGUACGUUCUUUUAUACUGAAUACACCUAUUUUUUAUUUGUGUCAGAUUCAGUUUUUCGUUCUGUAACUGCUUGAAUAGGUAAACAGAUAGUAAAAAAAAA